Dermacentor silvarum is the source of this 760-nucleotide messenger RNA. RefSeq lists its product as uncharacterized. Gene Ontology annotation, molecular function: serine-type endopeptidase inhibitor activity. The transcript is spliced from 4 exons. Lineage: Eukaryota; Metazoa; Arthropoda; Arachnida; Ixodida; Ixodidae. The record is from RefSeq and is a predicted model, not a curated record. The coding region runs from base 145 to 750 and encodes 201 amino acids.
GAUUGUGCGGCGCCUUAAAAACUGACCGCGUCCACAACAAUAGAAAUGAGAAUCAAAUGGGACUGGGUUGUUUCGCGAUACACGCACUGAGUUUUCCUCGCGGCUGCUAGACUUGGUUAACCACGGCAGUAAACUUCCAGUGAAAUGACCCCAUUGUAUGCAUUGAAAUUGUUGGCUGUUCUCAAGGCAGUCUCCUGGUACUAUGUAACAGAGGCUGUGCCUAGAAGUGGACGGUGUCUUCGACCUCCUGUGAUAGAGGGAUGCAACAACUUGCUGCUGCUGUGGAGCUUUAUACCAAAUGCUAACCAAUGUGAACAGGGCUUUGUCUGUUAUAAGCAGCCGAACAGCUUUUCUACUAGAGAAGAAUGCGAGAUAGCAUGUCCGCGAGUUCCUAAUAGAAGACCUCCUGUCAGGAUUCUCGGCUGCCGUUACUGGCUGCUUCAUUUGAAUCUCUGUGAGAAGAAUUGGCCGUCUUCGCGUCGGGACAUUUUUGGAAAAACCCACGAUCUCACGGUCUUCACUGGCUGUGGUGAGUGGAAAAAAAGAGUGUACAUCUACGAUCUCCUCACAAAGAGAUGCAGAGUGAAGCCCUGGUGGUGGAAGCUGCCUCCAGAGAAAAAAGUGUUUGCCGAUGACUUCCAUCCCGUUCUUGAUCCUGUAGUAACGACUUUCCAAUCAAUUGAUGUACCCAAUCAGCCCUUCAUUCCUAGCAGAGGGCAGUUUCCCAGUUCGUGGAAUCUUGACUACUGAAAAUAAAAUA